AUAACUGCGGCAAUAUUGCAACCCUGAUGUUUUUUUGCAGAUGCUCAGCUGGUACUUAUGCAUAUAUUUUGCAAAUAUUUUGCGCGGCAUGCAAUUGAUAGCAUGGUGGAGAGUGAGAGUGCUUUACUUUUGAAAUACAAACAAAAAAGGAAAGAAAGUUUUGCGCGUAAAAAGAAAUGGCUGUUGACUGAAAUUUUAAAAAAGAGGACGAUAGUGAAAUCGCAAAAUUUUUUCAAGACAAUUCCAUUUUAUCCUCCGGACAUAUAUUUGUCACAUUUUCGGAUGUCUCGUGAAACAUUUGCGGAAUUAAAGAGCGCCUUGGAGCCUUUUUGGAUAACGUCACGAGGGGAAUAUUCAAUGGAUCAGGCCUUGCAUAUUACCCUGUGGAAGCUUAGUAACAGCAGAGUCACUUAUCGUGAAUUAUCAGAUAAAUUUGAUGUUUCAAAAGGGACUGCCCACAAAAUUUUUCUUAAAACGAUCAAUGCAAUUUGUCAGUUGAAGCAUGAAAUAUGUUGGCCAUCAAUUUCCCAACAGCAAACAAUAAUGGAGCGUUUCCAAGCGAGCCGGCCGAAUGCAUUUCCUUUCGUAGUCGGCUGUUUGGAUGGGACACAUUUUAAAAUAAACACACCGAAGAAGGAUGCAAUUAGCUACUAUGACCGAAAGGGGAACUAUUCCAUUAUUAUGCAGGGCAUAUGCGACAGCACAUUUCGUUUCUUGGAUGUUUUUAUCGGCUACCCAGGGAGCUGCCAUGACGCCAACGUAUGGAAAAAUAGUCCGAUAUACAAAGGAAUUACGUGUGGAGAGAUACAACUUGCAAAAGAUGCUAUAAUUUUAGCUGACUCAGCUUAUCCUCUUUCAAAAUAUUUGAUCGCGCCUUAUAGAGAUAAUGGACAUCUGUUGAGAGAGGAGAAACAAUUUAAUUAUUAUUUAAGUUCAACUCGGGUAUUCAUAGAACAAGCUUUUGGGAUUUUGAGGGGAAAAUUCAAAAUUUUAAAUCAUAUUGAUAUUCAAAAUAUGGAAGAGGUAUCAAAAGUAGUAUUAGCUUGUGUAAUUUUGCAUAAUUUAAUAAUGCGGAACAAUUUUAAUGAUUCUGAAAUCAAUUAUCCAUUGGAAAAUUUCGAAAUAUUUAAUGAAAACGAUGCUGAAAUGCAUGAAAACAUAAAUGAUACUAACGAAGGUAUUAUCAAAAGAAAUAAUUUAAAAAUGUUGUUUGUUUCUUAAAUUUUUUAUUUUUUAAAUAAAAAUGUUAGUAAAUAAAUAUAUGUA
This is a messenger RNA of Bactrocera dorsalis (oriental fruit fly), 1266 nucleotides long. RefSeq lists its product as uncharacterized. Bases 58 to 1221 code for a protein of 387 amino acids. NCBI's taxonomy places the organism in Eukaryota, Metazoa, Arthropoda, Insecta, Diptera, Tephritidae. The transcript has 4 exons. The record is from RefSeq and is a predicted model, not a curated record.